Molecule: messenger RNA, 6247 nt
Organism: Danio rerio (zebrafish)
Lineage: Eukaryota; Metazoa; Chordata; Actinopteri; Cypriniformes; Danionidae
Source: RefSeq, a predicted model, not a curated record
ACUGUGAAGUUUUUAAAAGCAUUCAAGCAUAAAAAAUUGUACCACUUGUACCUUUGACAAAUUAACAACAAUUCAUGUUAUGGAAUUGUUUAUAAAAUGGAAACAAUGCAGUAUUAUUUUACAUUUGAUUAUUCAAAUUACUGUAUACCUGAAUGCAGUUUGGAAAACGCUGUUCAUUGUCUUUAUUGAACUUAUCUAUGCUUGUAGAUUGUUUAUUAUAUCUGUAUGCAUUCCUCUACAGAAUCACCCUAAUCAAUAUCUGAAAUUAUAAAUUAUUUCCAAAUAGUUCAACUCAAAAUUGUGAAAUUGUGUUCAUAUUGCCAUAAAAAAUCGCAAUGUUCGAUUUUUCGUGCAGCCCUAUUUUCUAGCAUAGCAUGGUAUUUGUUAAUCUGUGGUCACACAAAUCAAAUGGCAAUCGCCAAAACACGGUUAAUAGCCUACUAUAGGUAUAUCUAUAUUUUAAUAAAAAGGUUUAAAUUUCUUAUGGAAGUUCAGUUGUGUCUGAAAACCAGUCCUCCUAUUGUUCAUUCAACUUUUUGUCUAUCUGUCUCCAGAAGCUACAUUGUUGCUAAUAGUCUGGCGGGAAAUAGGAACUGUCUGUUUCACUUUCUACAGUUUCCUGUCACUUUUUUCCCGGAUACCCCGCCCAAACCCACGUAGCUGUUGACUCAGCCGUGUAAUAUUCGGACAGGACGCCGCGUCAUCGACGCUCAUGCAACCCGACGUCUGGCCUCUUCCUCUUUGUAGCUCAGAGUCAGCAGAAGUGGUGCAAAGUCAAGCAAAAACUCCACGGGAAUUUUAACCGGACAUUAUUAAAAUCGGACAGAACGCGAAAGUUAUGCUCAGCUGUCAACACUGUAGUGACAAUCCGUAAACUUUGUUUUACGAUGGUUGUUGUUGUUUGCUCGUCGGAGUCGGUGAUAUCGAGGGUUUCUGCUUUUGUGGAAGACCCUGAACGCGGAUCCAGUCGGCGUGGCUGAAGCCUGUUGGGCGCGUGUAUGUGUGUGUGUGUGCUCCUCCCGGUCAGGUGACUGAGGUGUGUCUAAUCACUAGAGCCUCUGGAGAUGCUUUGUUCGAGUCUACCUGUUGUCAACUGAAAGAUGAUCUGCUGCGGCUCUGCGGUCAACUGCGUUCUGUACUGAAGUAGGACUCUACCCGGGGAAACAUGAUCAAGUAACAUCUGAGGGGCAGUUUCUAUCUUUAGGACACAGUUUUACCUUGAUGUAAAUAUAUAAAAGGAUUCUAUACGACCGCCAAUCCGCAUUAUUUGACAACAAAGUGCUUCCUUUAAUAUGGAAACGCUUUACACGAGGAACUUUUCCAGCCGUUAACGGAGGAAACACUUUUCCCCAAGACUUUAUUUUGGGGGGAUUACAGUAGCUCUUAACUAAAUACAUUACUUAUAACUCGAAGAAAGAAUAUCCUUCUUUUAUAAGCAAUUUUGGAUUGUUUUUGGAAACACAAUGGCUCUCUCUCAGGUUCAGUGUCUUGAUGACAAUCAUGUGAACUGGCGUCUAAAUGAGUCCAAACCGGAGUUUUUCUACAGCGAGGACCAGCGGCUCGCUCUUGAAUCUCUUGCCACGAAAGGACGCGACGCGUUUGACGCCUUUGUGAAGGAGCGUGAACUGCGUCCUUUCCUAUCGGAACCCGAACUCGAGAUGUUUCGCAGGAGCAUAGAAGAGUAUAAACCCGGCUCUGAGCAUCAAAAACAGGAUGGUAUGACGGAGGGAGAGGACAGGGCAGUGUCUUUACAGUACUGGCCGGAUCGCUCUGACACAUCCAUACCGAAUCUGGAUCUCGGAUGGCCCGACUGCAAUUCUUACCGCGGAGUGACGCGUGUUAAUGUGUACACGCAACCGCCAAUUGACGGACAAACGCAUAUAAAAGAGGUUGUGAGAAAGGCCAUCGCGCAAGCACAGAAGAUGAUAGCAGUGGUGAUGGACGUUUUCACAGACGUUGACAUUUUUAAGGAUCUAAUAGAGGCUGGUUUUAAAAAGAAAGUGGCUAUAUACAUUAUUAUUGAUAAUGCAGCCGUACAGCACUUUCUCCUUAUGUGCGAGAGAGCCAACAUGCAUAAAGGACACCUUAAUCAUCUGCGGGUACGAUGCAUCGGUGGUUCUGAAUUCUACACACGCUCCGCUCAGAAAGUGCGAGGCUCAUUGAGUCAGAAAUUCAUGUUUGUGGAUGGAGACCGUGCUGUGUCCGGAUCAUACAGUUUUACAUGGACUGCUUCUCGUUUGGACCGCAACAUCAUAACUGUUCUGACAGGACAGGCUGUUGAGACAUUCGACAAGCAGUUCCGUGAAUUAUACAUGAGUUCUCGUGGGGUCAACCUCUCCAAGAUCCCAAUGGCGGAACCUCCGGAGCCAGAACCUAUUCCAGUCGCCGUUCCUCCCCCUGUUCCCGUAAAUGUUGCAAGAAAAAUGAUCAACCCCAAAUAUGCGUUGGUCAAUGCAGAUGCUUCAAGCAAAGCAUCUUCUGACAAAGCCAGUGCUAAGAACAGUAACACCCCAAAUCCUAUGGUCCAGCUUCCCAAGCCUCAACGGGAAUUGCCGGAAGCACCACCAAAGCACCCAGGACUUGUAGGUUUGCCAAAGGCAGAUCUUAUUCUCUAUCUGCCCAUCUGGCCAGAACCAGAUCCAUCUAGUGAUGUUAUUGGGUUCAUUAAUAUCCGUGACACAAGCAAGCCAGCACAAGUGCAUUUAAUGCGCUCACAAAUGUUCGAAACAUCUCAAGCAAUCCGCUUUAAAGACCCUUUUACGGCGCCACCCGAGGAUCCGCUCCCAGAAAAAGCAACUCCUCGUCCUAAAGCAACACAACUGCCUAAAAUAAAUGCUGUAGAACCAAAUGUUCAAUCAGUUCCUCAGCCUCAGCCUGAUUCUAGCAUUGCCAAUCAAGAUACUCCAGCCAAUACAUCUCAGACGCCAAACUCUCCAGAUCAACAGCAAGAUCCCAAACCCAACCCACCAGCACAAGAACCAGAGCCCAAUCCUGAACCAGUAGAAGUUCAGCAGGCUGUAGAAAUUCCUGUGCCCAAACCACGCACUCUUCAGUUAGUAGUUAAUAUGUCAGAAGGCUCUGGAGACGCAGAGGUCACUUUAGUGAAACGAGAGGAAAACCAGACCAUCGGCUCAAAGGAUGCACACUUGGACCUUCAAGACAACGAUGCAGAUAGCACUGCUGUAACCUGUGCACAUUCAUUAAAGGAUAAAGAUGAGAAUUCCACAACCUCUGAUGAAUACUAUGAAUGUACUGACUCUGAUGGCAGCGAUAAGCUCCCUAACGGAAGGAUAACGGGUUCUGGUCGUGUUGGAGACCACAGCCCUGAUGCGCUUAACGUGAUGGCCCGCUUCUCUCAAUCCAUGCUGGACUUGCGAUCAGAUGACCCUGAUCUACGGAGCACUGUUGAGAAAAAUCGACUCAAUGCACAGAGCAGAGACAAAGCAAAGCUUUACAAGACGGUCUCUAGGUCGCCUGUUCGGGACACUUACGGCCGAGCCAAACUGGUGAUUGGUAAACCUGGAGGGUUUCAUAGGCACCCUAAAAGCAGUGAUCACUUGAUCGGGGGCCACAGGUACUGGCAGGGGAAAAUGUAUGCACCUGAACCACCCUCUAAUGGAUCCGACCAGCAAAACCUACACCGCUCUGGACGAUCGCCUAGGAGACAAAACCCUGGCUGUAGGAUUGAAAGACUGCAAACCAGCCAAACGCCUGCUCAGAGGCUCAUGCACACCCAAACCCUCUCUCCCGCUCGUCGGGUCUCUCAGACAAAGUCUUUGUCUCCUCAUAGACGGGUCGAGACUCGUACGCCAUUAGGAAUUCCUUUAUCUAAAUAUGCCAGCUUCAAACACCUCAAGGCGAAGGUUCCAGUGAACACGUCUGGUUUUGCUUUGGGGGAUAAAUUGCUGACACAGAGGCACAAGGACAAUUAACUGAUUUAUGGUGGCUUCUUCCCAGCAGAAACAACUUUGUAUUGAUUACAAAGGCGCGAAUGUGCAAUUAUUUAUCCACCACUUCACAUGGAGUUCAACUGGAUCUCCAACUGACACGAGUAUUACAGUGGCAAACAAACACUGAUACUUUUCUGGAUAUUUGUUACAGACAGACUUACUCUUCACUGACGUGCCUUUAUUGAGUAAUGUGGACUGGAAUUUGGUGGUGGAUUUGUGACCAUGGUGAUGGAAAUUUCACAUUCACCUCUGUUGUUGACUAAUUAUUGUCUCAGAUUCUGGGAAAAGGAUGUUGAAAAGAUUAAGGUACAGUACAAGCUAACCGCGAGUUAUUGUUUAAAAAGCACAGCACACAAAUCAGAGUCAAAACAAAAGACUAAACCGAGGCUGACGUUUUCUUCGGUUUUGUCACAAAUGAAGUCCUGUUUACACUCAGCUUUACGUUUGGUGCUCAAAUUUGUUGCGCUAAACAAAUUCAUUUAAACGAAUGACAUUUGUUCAGAAUGACAUGUGUUUUGCAUGCCGCUAGUGCAGCUAAUCCUUUGUUUACAGGGAGGUGCUCUAAUCUCUUUUCCGUUGUACUGCGAAAAAGCCUGUUUAAGGCCUUGUUUACACCUAGUGUUAAGGUGUGUUUUUGUUGACCUAAUCACAAACGUACGACCCUAAUUAGAGAUGUAAAUAAGUUCAUAAGAGAGAGAAAAAACGUUUUGCAUGUUAAAAUACACAUAUGGAAUGCAUGGGAAACGCAUCAAAUGCAGUUUUGGAUGAUUUUCAUGUAUGGAUUUCACAUGAAAAUGUUUGAAAACCAUAUUCCACAUGUGAAUUUAAGUUUAUGGCAGAUGUGUGAAGCUCUUGUGGUUUGUAAGGUGCCAGGGUUGAGCUUGUCUACUACUCACCACUUUUAAGAAGUAGACCGAAAUCUGCAUUAGGCCAAAUUUGCCAUUACAGUAAAAGGUUUUGAUUGGAAAUCUGGAAAAAACCUGGAACAGCCUUGGGCUUUACAGUUUUUCCAUAAUUGUCAACUAAUAAAAACUGCAUUUUUAGCAUCAUUUAGCCAAUAGGAUGGUGUCUUUUUAUUUUGGCGUUAACAAAAAUUGAGUGUAAAAAUCCGACCAAUUGUUUCAUUUAGAAUAUUUGCUGGUGUAAACAGGCUUCCAGGACUAGCUUUGGAUUUGGAGUCAAGACCAAACCCUUAAAGAUCCAGCCAUUAGACCUGCUUAUUUGAACAACAGAAACCUAUUCAUGCAAUGCUGAAUUAAUUAAUUUCUGACUGACAGACUGACCAAGACUUACAUUUUGAUCCACAGCAGAAAGGACCACAUUUACAGAGUCUUGAAGAGACUCCAACUUUGUCAGUAUUUCCAGGAGUUGUAUAGUUUCUAUUCUAAUCUUUGUUUAACUAUUAUUUUCUCCUCAUAAAAAGGUUUGAAUAUAGUAAAACCCUUUUUUAAGGAGUUGAUGUGCACUGUACUUUAAAGAAGGAAAGUGUUACGAUUAAUUACAAAUACAGUUUCUAAACGAUCUCAACCAUUCUGCUUUAAAAAUGCUAGUCUGCACACACUGAUACCUACAGAUUCUGAGGAGAGGAUAUACUUGAAUCGUUUUGGUGACAUUUUUUGUGCCGCAGGAGUCAGGGUAGUUCUAUUUGAAUUGAUGCGAAUUCCUCACAGCCUCUUAUUUAUUUGCAUCCUAAUGCAAAUGUCUGCCUUGUUUUAAGUCCAUUUGUGGACAGUUAUACAGUCUUGGUAGCCCUUUCCCCCUGUAAAGCCACUUACGUCUAUCUCUUCUAUAUUAAUCUGCUAUAUAUUUCUUAUAGCAGAAUGUGACAAUGCAGCAUGCAGUUGCAAUAAUUUCCUCGUUGUGAGGCUUUUUACUUUGUGUGAACCAGGGUAGUCUUAUUAUGUAUUUUUGAGAGUGUUUGAACAUACCUGAUCCGUGCACCAGUACCAUGUUGCAAUGAUGGUUAAUCCCAGCGUCAUGCCUGGCCAGGGAAGAUCUCCAUGCACUGGGUCUCUGAACAGGUGCAUGGCAUCAUGUCUGGGCAGGUGACAUGUCGUGUUCGGGAUGAUCUUGGACGGCACGGCUUGCAAAUACACGCUCUCCAGGUUACUGUAGCCUCCAAUUUUGUUGAAUGCUGUAAGGUAAAUGCACAUCAGCUAAAUCUACUACUGAUUUGGGUGAAAUGUAGCAGUUUAGCAUUAAUAUUUCUCUUUUGUACUAACGUCAAAAUGGCAUGGCGUCAAAAAACAGAAUGUACAUUUUGAAUCAGUUCCAAUUAAAAAAAGUAUUUAAAUUGC